UCAGUAUUAUAUGUUUUAUAGACAGUGAUUGCAUUAGAAAUAAUUUAUUUAUUUUAAAUUAAACUUGGAUAUAAUCUCAACUCAGAUAUAAAAAUGCCUGGAGUAGAACAUCGUAGUCAAACUCCAUUCAUACAAUGGCUUCGAGAUUUUGGUCGAGGUAGAAAACAUGUAUCAAGUUUAAGACAUGCAGAUGGUAUUGCUGCACGUACACAACCACCUCCACAUGUACCUGGAGGACCAUAUCAUAAAAGCUCAAAAGUAUAUUACUAUACUCGUGACGCUAGACGUCUUGUACAACCACCAAUUGAAAUAUAUACUGAAGGUCAUUUAGAAACAAGGAAAAUUGAUACAACUAAAAUAAAAUUAGAGGCAUUAUCAAAAUCAAAAUAAAAUAAAAA
This is a messenger RNA of Apis laboriosa (Himalayan honeybee), 398 nucleotides long. RefSeq names its product NADH dehydrogenase [ubiquinone] 1 alpha subcomplex subunit 7-like. The transcript is spliced from 3 exons. The record is from RefSeq and is a predicted model, not a curated record. Lineage: Eukaryota; Metazoa; Arthropoda; Insecta; Hymenoptera; Apidae. The coding region runs from base 94 to 390 and encodes 98 amino acids. Gene Ontology annotation, biological process: ATP synthesis coupled electron transport; mitochondrial electron transport, NADH to ubiquinone. Gene Ontology annotation, cellular component: mitochondrial inner membrane.